Messenger RNA from Haliotis rubra (blacklip abalone), 639 nucleotides. RefSeq lists its product as uncharacterized. Gene Ontology annotation, molecular function: chitin binding. Gene Ontology annotation, cellular component: extracellular region. The transcript is spliced from 3 exons. Bases 60 to 506 code for a protein of 148 amino acids. The record is from RefSeq and is a predicted model, not a curated record. NCBI's taxonomy places the organism in Eukaryota, Metazoa, Mollusca, Gastropoda, Lepetellida, Haliotidae.
UUAAAUGGAAAUCCAGCAACUCUUCCUUUCUACUCUCCAGUACUACAGACGCAGCAAGCAUGGGGCCAGCAGUUCUUGGCUUGCUUUUGGGAUGCCUGGCAAUCACCAGCGCACAAGUGCCAGAAGGAGAGUACGCAGUUCUCUGUCGGGAUAACUACGGUGGUACCUGGAUGUACGUGGCCCCUGGGUCGGGGUGCAAGAAGAUCAUCAGCUGCUACAACCAGGACUACCAUGGAACUCUCCAGUGCCCUGAGAAGACACUCUUCAACGAAAACUCUCAGAUGUGUGAAGACGAACAGGAUGUCUUCUGCCAGGAACCACUCAACACAAACCCAGACUGUGUGACUGGUGUGGAUCCCUACAACUGCUCGGCCUUCACGUACUGCCACCUUGGUACCCAGUACAACUUCAGCUGCAACCAAGACCUGUACUACUCUGAGAGCAAGCUCAUCUGCAUGUACCCCAAUGAUCUGAGUGAUGACGACAAAUACCUGUGCGGCGCCUAAACACACCUGUCUGUCCGGCCUAAACACACCUGUCCGACCGGUCUAAACACACCUGACCGCUCGGCGACAACGACAUCCAGGAUUCAACAUACAAAAUCUUUUCUCUGAAUUCCGAAUAAAGCUCAUCAGAUUA